AUGGCCGACGAGACUCUCACCAAGAAGAUCAAGACUUCUUCGCCCUUGAUUGGCACCCACAACGGCCACUUCCACGCUGACGAGGCCCUCGCCGUCUACCUCCUCCGUCAGCUCCCGACCUACUCCGCCUCUGCUCUCGUCCGCACUCGGGAUCCCGCCCAACUGGCCACCUGCCAUACCGUCGUCGAUGUUGGCGGCGAAUAUGACCCCGCCAGCAACCGCUAUGACCAUCACCAGCGGACAUUCGCAACCACCUUCCCCAGCCACCACACCAAGCUCUCGUCCGCCGGCUUAGUGUACAUGCACUUUGGUCGCGCCAUUAUCGCGCAGCACACCUCGUUGCCGUUGGACCACGAAGACGUCACCCUCUUGUAUGAGAAGCUCUACACCGAUUUCAUCGAGGCCAUCGAUGCCAACGACAACGGCGUCUCGGCCUACGAUCCGGCCGCUCUGGCGACUGCCAACAUCGAGAAACGGUUCAAGGAUGGUGGCAUCACCAUUGCCUCCGUCGUGGGCGACAUGAACAACGCCGACCCCACCUGCCCGCCCGGGGAGCCCCAGGACGAGGACAGCCUCUUUGCCCGGGCCAGCACCUUCAUCGGUAACGUGUUCACGCGCAAGUUGCACCACGCGGCCACCUCCUGGUUGCCCGCCCGGACGACCGUCGGCGCCGCCUAUCGCUCCCGCCGCGACGUUCAUCCUUCCGGCCGUAUCAUCGUGCUGCCGCAGGGCGGUGUCCCGUGGAAAGAGCACCUGUACAACUUUGAGCAGGAGGCGUCCGGUGCUGGGGAGCAGAACUCCGAGGAGCAGGUGUACUACGUUCUCUACCCCGAGAGCGCCAAUGAAGGCUCCAAGUGGCGCGUGCAGUGUGUGUCGGUCAGCGAGGGGAGCUUCCAGUCGCGCAAGCCCCUCCCGGAAUCCUGGCGCGGGGUCCGCGACGCGGACCUGGAUGGCGUCAUGGCUGCUGAGGCUGAGAAGACCGGCAAGCCCGCCAUCCCUCAAGGAGCCGUCUUUGUUCACGCGAGCGGCUUCAUUGGUGGGCAUCAGACCAAGGACGGUGCAUUCGCCAUGGCCGCUCGGGGCCUGGAGCAAUAG
This is a messenger RNA of Aspergillus melleus, 1095 nucleotides long. Its product is annotated as MYG1 family protein. The transcript is spliced from 2 exons. The record is from RefSeq and is a predicted model, not a curated record. The coding region runs from base 1 to 1095 and encodes 364 amino acids. NCBI's taxonomy places the organism in Eukaryota, Fungi, Ascomycota, Eurotiomycetes, Eurotiales, Aspergillaceae. Gene Ontology annotation, cellular component: nucleus; cytoplasm.